Molecule: messenger RNA, 619 nt
Organism: Arachis ipaensis
Lineage: Eukaryota; Viridiplantae; Streptophyta; Magnoliopsida; Fabales; Fabaceae
Product: sm-like protein LSM36B
Biological process (GO): mRNA splicing, via spliceosome; maturation of SSU-rRNA
Cellular component (GO): P-body; sno(s)RNA-containing ribonucleoprotein complex; U4/U6 x U5 tri-snRNP complex
Molecular function (GO): RNA binding
Source: RefSeq, a predicted model, not a curated record
UUGUCUUGAUCGGAGGUGAUUGAGGGUUGAGUUGGUUGUUGCUUCGAAGAUACUGUGUCUUUAUUUGUAUUUGGAAGGUUCUAGAAAAUGAGUGGAGCAGCGGAGAAAGAGAAAGAGAAAGGAUCUGGAACCACAAAGACCCCUGCUGAUUUCCUCAAGUCCAUUCGCGGCCGCCCCGUUGUUGUCAAGCUCAAUUCUGGCGUUGAUUAUCGUGGUAUCCUGGCUUGUCUUGAUGGCUAUAUGAAUAUUGCAAUGGAACAAACAGAGGAGUAUGUCAACGGGCAACUGAAGAACAAGUAUGGUGAUGCCUUCAUUCGAGGGAAUAAUGUUCUAUACAUUAGUACCUCAAAGAGGACUCUAGCAGAAGGGGCGUAGCGUAUCAUCUCAAACGCUUUUAUUUGGAAGACAUUCUUUUGUGUUUGAGUUCAACAGAUAAAGUAUGUUUUUUCGCUUCUGUUGAAAUCAUGGAACGGGAUUGAAAUCACGUUGAAGUAUAAUCGAAUGCAAUAUUUCUGAAUAUUGAAAGAAAUUGAAAUUAGGAUCCCAAUUUUCAAUUUUCAAUUUUUUUUUAUCGUUUUGGAAUUACGUAACUGAUAUGAUAUACAUGAAUUUAUCAACA